Prorocentrum cordatum is the source of this 2421-nucleotide messenger RNA. NCBI's taxonomy places the organism in Eukaryota, Dinophyceae, Prorocentrales, Prorocentraceae. The record is from the annotation of a GenBank genome assembly.
CGCGCAUGGAGGUCGGCGGUGAUGCCGACACGGGCGCGGCUGGGCUCCCCGGCAGCUCACGCUGGCAGCAGGGGCUGGCGAUGCUCGUCGCGUACCCUCUGGACGAGCCUCGACAGCAGGUGCUCGUCAACGCCGCCGUCACGGCGGCGGGAGCCGGAUCGCAGUGGGAGUGCGCGGUGGCUCUGCUGCUGGGCUCAGUGGAGGCAGACGCUGUCACAUUCACUGGCGCGAUGACCGCGUGUGCGAAAGCAUCUCGCUGGGAGCGGGGCGUGGCCGUGCUGCGGCAGAUGCUGGGGCAGUCCGUGCAGCUGGACCUGCAAGCGACCCUGGCGGCCAUGCGCCUGCAUGGCUAUGCGCUCGACGCCCCAGGUGCACUGGGCUUGCUGCGCGGUGUGGUCGGAGGAGUGGGCCGAGAUGGGCACGCCAAGGCUGGCCCAGUGGAGGCGUACAACGCUUGUUUGUCCGCGUGCGCCAGGGCAGGCGCCGUCGAUGCAGUGGCGCAGCUGCUCAGCGAGAUGGAUCGCAGUACGGUCGCGAGGACUCGCGCCAGCUACGGCGCGGCCCUGCAGGCGAGCGUGUCCAGCGGCAGCUGGCAGACCGCCAUCGGGUUGCUGCGCUGCGCGGAGUCGGCGAACAUCGCGCCAGAUGCCCGGGCAUUCGCGGCCGCCGUGGGUGCAUGCGGCCGUGCGGCCAAGUGGCAGGUCUCCCUGCAGCUGCUCGCCCGCGCCGAGGCCCAGCGUUCUGCGGACGGCCAGUGUAGAAAUGCGGCCAUCGCAGCGUGCGCGCGUGCGGCGCUGUGGCGGGAUGCUCUGCAGCUGCUGGGGACCCACGGAGAGGAUAGUUCUGUGGUGUCCUGGAACGCUGCCCUCGCGGCCUGUUCCGAGGCUGGGGAGUGGGCCGCGGCUCUGGACGCACUGCGCAGGAUGCGCAUCAGGCGGGACAAGCAUGCCCCAGACGCCAUCACCUUCAACACUACAGUCGCGGCCUGCAAGAACGCCGGGAUGUGGGAGCAGGUCCUCGCAGUACUCCGCGACAUGGUCGCAGCAGGGGUCUUGCCAGACGUCAGCACGCUCACCGCGUCCACUACGGCGCUCGAGCGUGGGGGCGUACCAGAGCUGGUUACGGAUUUGUGGAGAUGGUUGUGCCCGCUGGGCGUGGUCCCGAACACGCCUGCCUUCAACGCGGCCCUCAUGGCGGCUGGACGCGGGGCGCUCUGGACCCAGGCCCUCGCGCUUCUGUGGGAUAUGGAGCGGCGCGGAGUGCCGAGAGACCGGCUGUCGCUGAAUGCGGCGAUGCGCGCCUUCAAGCGCGCAGGGAAGCCGCAUGUCGGGGCCAGCUCGCUGCCGCUCUUCCGCGGCUGGCUGCCGCCAGGGGACGUGGAGCGAUUCUCGUCGCGGUUGGAAGCGCGGCUGCUGCGACACCGCGGCAGCUCGCCACGGCCUGACGCGCUGCCCUUGGUCGCGGCCGCCCCACAGGCGUGGCGGGCCAGGGCUCUGCUGGUGGCGCUGCCGAUGGCGGGUGUGGACCUGGGGCCUCUUCGCGCCGCCGUCGGAAGGGCGCUGCCAGGCGCCCAGGUGUGGCUGUUCGGCUCUGCCGCGGAGAGCCUCCGGGAUGCGGGCGGCGACGUGGACGUGACGGUCGUCAUGCCAGAAGGCGGGCGGGAUCUCCCAGAAUUGUUCGAGGAGAAGCGCGCUGGACAGCACGCGCUGCUGAGGCGGCUGCGAACGCUCCUAGCGCGUAGCCCGGGCCUGGAGGUAUCGGGCCUCGUGCUUGAGACCAAGGUGCCAAUCCUCCGCCUCACGUUAAGCGGCGGCAUCCCAGUUGAUCUCUCAAUAGAGAAUCGCGCUGGCUGCCGCAAGAGCUCCCUGGUGGCGUCGUACCUAUCGGCUGCCCCUGCAUUGCGCCAGGUGUGUUUGGCGCUCAAGAGGUGGGCACGUUGUCGGAACGUUUACGGUCAGGUUCGAGGCUACCCUUCAGGCCUGGCUUUUGUCUGCAUGGCGGUUUUUGUGGCGCAGUGCGUUUCGCCACCCUUGUGUGCGGCCAUCGAUCCAGAUACCGUGCCACCCUUCGCGGAGCCGCUCGUCGGGGCGCUGCCGCACCUGCCAGAGCUGGAGGCCGACCUGGCGCCGCGCCUGCUGUCCACGGUCUUCCAGUUCUACGCCGACCAGUUCGACUGGCGCCACGAGGUGGUGUCGGUCCGCCGGGGCAGGCGGGGCUGGCGUGCUGCUCCGAGCGCGGUGCUCUCCGUGGAAGACCCCGUCGAGCGCGGCCUGGACCUCGCAGAGCCGCGGUCGGGUGGUCGGCCGCCCGCGGCCGCGGAGCCCUACAUGGACGCCGGCCGCAGCGCGGGCCUGGCCGCCGAGUUCCGGCGGGGGCACCGCCUGGCACGGGAGGGCCGCUGGGACGAGCUGCUGGCGCCAC